AUGUCCGGAGUCCAGGCUGAUGGGCCGCAAAGGGAAGACCCAGCAGGCCCAGCGUUGGCCGAUCUCGAACAUAUCAAAGCUGCUGCACGGCUACUGGAGAUGGUGCUUCGAAAACCAGUGCUGAAACACUACAGUUGCGGGCUUUCAGCUUGGCGGUGUUGGGUGGUGCGACAGGAGUGUAUUUCUGCCACCUCUGCCGUGCGCACGCUAAAACGUACAGCCAAAAACGAAGAGGUGCCAGCGCAAGCGUUGGCACUCACGCGCAUCGUGGAGGUCCUACGCGCCAAGAUUGCCAUUCAAUCCACCCGAGUGCUUGAGUGCUGGCGUGUGAAGACGGUCAUGCUAGCAUCCUGGGAACGGAGCCAAGAGAUCUUCGCCAAUGAGUUGCAGGUGCUGAGAGCGGAGGACGAGGACGUCUCCAAAAACCUUAUGGUUUGGGCGGAGACCGCCGCAGUUCGAGCGAGGACCUGCGCUUUGCUGGGUGGCUUUGCGCUGCUGAAGCGACUUGGGAGCCUCCGGGUUGGGGGCGCCCUGCAACACUGGAAGGCCUUGAGUGCACUUCGGCAGCGCAAGGAUCCUGGCCUCAGGAACCUUGCACGGAGCCUAGACCAUGUGGUGCGCACGCGGUUGGCUUUGGCUUGGGCAAGGUGGCAAGGCUGGAAUCAGAUCAGGCUGUCACAGUGGUGCCACGAGCAGGUUCAGCCAGAGGUGGAGCACCUGCACGGCACGCCAAGCUCGGUUAGUCGCCGACGUGGCGCGCAGUCGCCCGCAGCGGGUGGGCGAUCGCGGGUGGCGGCGCGUGCGGAGGACUUGUUGCGCUUGAAGGUCAGGUUGGCAUGGCGAGCUGACUUUGUCCAGCGCUGUGGCCUUCUAAAGAAUGAGGCUGAUCGAAAGCGGCCAACGGCAGAGGAGGUCUGGAUGCUUCGCUUGGACAGGGGUGCGGCUUGCCUUUUGGAGUACACGCUGGCCUCUGCUUAUCGAGCGCAGCUGCGCUAUGCCUUCAACGCCAUGCUUGCUUGGGCAACUGAGAUGCCUUCAAGGUACUGGACUUUGAUGUGCUGCGCACGUCCUUGGGCGGGCCUUCAACAGCUUGCGGCCAAUGCAAAGCGGAUUAGCACUCCGGCAGAAAAAAGCAAGCCUGUGCCCGGUGCUGUGCAUGUCCUGUCUUUGCGCGACACCUGUCCGGACCAGGUGAGCUCAGAUGAGGUGGCCAGCUAUGGCCAGCUGAUCCAGCUGAUCCUGCUCGAUCGCUUUUGGCUCAGACCCCGUCAAAGCUCACCGGGUCGCGCCAUGGCGGAUGGCAUGCUGCGGUCUCCCACCUUUCUGGUUGGAGCAGAGAGGCAGCGCAAGAAUCUGGACGAGUUCAAGCGGAGGGAACAGCAACUGGCGGAAGCCUAUCACAAGAAGCCUGGAUGGAGCUGGUCUUCGGACUUCUUGGUGUUUGAGUUUGCCCUUUUGGGUUCUUGGGGUUUCUCUGAGGAUGCAGAUGCAUGUCUAACAGUGCCUUUGAUUCUGGGCGUGGCGGAUGGCGUCUCACAGAUUGAGGACUUUGGCAUCGAUGCCUCGGUGCUGCCCAACGAGCUGCUGAACGUGGUGGAGCAGUUGGGCAUGCACCAACUCCUCCCCAAUGUGAGCCUCUCAGCGGGCGACACCUACCGCGGCCCCGUGUCCAUGCUGCGGAGAGCCUUUGAGGCUACGGAAUCCCUGGGCUCUCUGACGGUGGUGCUGGCCAUCAUGGACAACUCCACGCGGAUCCAUGGAAAGCUUCAUCCGAUGAUCGCCAUCAUCACAGUGGGUGACUGCGAGUUGUUAGUGCUGCGAAGGCUUGCAGGGCCUCGCUCGCGGCUGGAGCUGGUCUGCCACACGGAGAUGCAGAGGAUCGAUGGACAUGCGCAAACUCCCUUGCAGCUGGCCAGGGUCGAUGAUCGAAUUGAUCCAAACUUCCAUGAAGAGUUGACCAUCGAGGUCAUCGAAAAGGGUAGUGCUGUCCAUUGCGUGUCUGCUUAUGAAGGUGACAUCGUUAUUAUGGGCAGUGACGGUGUUUUCGACAAUCUCUUUUUAGAUGAAAUCUUGGACCUGGCCAAUGGCCUUUUGGGCGUGAGCCCCUCACAGGUGCAGCUGCGCAUGUUGGCGCAGCGCAUCGUCGAGCAGUGCCACGCCAAGACACGGCCGCUGCCCAACGGCGCGUUGCCCGAGGCGCCCAUUGGCCGUGGCGGCAAGAAGGAUGACACGAGUUGUGUGGUGGCCGAAGUGGUUGAAUGGACGGAGGAGCUGCAGAAGCUUUGGGCUCCAGAGGCGCCCGAGAAGACCUGGAACUCCUUUGGCUUUAAGCCUAGCUUGGCCAGCAGCAUCCUAAACCUCAACAGCUGCUGUGUGGCAGCCUCCGAGUCUGACGAUGACGAGUACGACAUGUUGAAGCCGACGUAUCACCCCAACGUGCCUGCGCAGGGCCCCACGCAGCAGCCCAGGGAACCACAUCCAGAUGCCCUCGCGCGGCCGCCGAGCCCCGCCCGGCCGCGGGCAAGGAUGCCGGUCCAUGGUUUCGGGGGUCAUGGAGGUGAGCCACCUCAAAUGCCGCUGCAUCCGAGCCGGCCGGGCAUGCAACCGGUGCAAUUUCAGCCAUUCCAGGGACAUGUGGCGCAAGGAGGGUUCCAAGCCUAUGGAAGUCAUAUGGGCCAAGUGAGCCACGGCAUGGCAUGCCCUCAAAGCUAUAGCACUUUACCAUCUUUCCCGGCUGGUGCCACAAGCUGGGGCCGCUGA
Messenger RNA from Durusdinium trenchii, 2760 nucleotides. Lineage: Eukaryota; Dinophyceae; Suessiales; Symbiodiniaceae. The record is from the annotation of a GenBank genome assembly.